CAUAACCAAAAGAACAAAAGAGAGAGCUUGACACGCCAAUCUUGAGGUGUUCUGCCGUUCUCUGGGAACAUACAGAUGAAAUGACCUGAACCCUGCCCACCAUUACCAACAGGUUUCUGGAUGGCAGAUCAUUCAACCUUCUUUUUCUUGAGUUUUCUACUCUGCUGUCAUCUUCCACUCAUUUCUGCUUCAUUUUGUGAUUCAUUAACAGAAAAGGAAGUAGAAUGGAAUAAAAUCCCCCCAGUACAGUACAAUUAUACAUUAAUGGCUGUAAUGUGAAGAGCAUCACAUACGAAGAGAGCCAUCUUCCAAAAAUAAGUUUAUACAGUCUCUCCUCUAAUUGCAUCAGGACUUUACCAGAUAAUGUUCUUCCAGAUCUGAAAAGGAAAAUGCCUAAAAGAGCUUCCAAACUCAUUUUUGAAUAAUACUAGGCUACAAAGAAUUACAUUGUGAAUUCAUUAAGGGUAACACCAAACCACUAAACAGCACUGUUUGUACAGAAAUGUUGAAAAUCUGUGGAAAUAAUUUAGUGGCCAUUUCUGUAGGAAUUUCGCUUCUUUUACUCUUAGUGGUUUGUGGAAUUGGGUGUGUUUGGCGCUGGAAACACCAUGUUGCCACACGAUUUACCUUACCGAGGUUUUUGCAAAGGAGAAGCAGCAGGAGAAAAGCCUGUACUAAAACAUUCUUGAGCCCCCGCAACAUUGGCUUAAGGCAUAAAAUCUCAGUUGAAACCCAAGAUCACAAAUCUGCUGUCAAGGGAAAUAACAUAGACGACAACUAUGAAAAUGUGGAAGCAGGUCCUCCCAAAGCUAAAGGAAAAACCGAUAAGGAACUAUAUGAAAACACAGGGCAGUCUAAUUUCGAGGAGCAUAUCUAUGGAAAUGAGACAUCUUCUGACUAUUAUAACUUCCAGAAGCCUCGUCCUUCUGAAGUUCCUCAAGAAGAAGAUAUAUACAUUCUUCCAGAUUCAUAUUAGCUUUUCAAAAUAUUGAUUUUUGUUAUUGGAUGACAAAUAUUCACUGUAAUUUUUCAACAGCAAAGACAUGGAAUCAAACUAAAUGUUCAUCAACAGUAGACUGGAUAAAGAAAAUGUGGUACGCAUACACCAUAGAAUACUAUGCGGCCAUAAAAAAAGAACAAAACUAACACGGGAACAGAAAAUCAAAUACCAUAUAUUCUCACUUAGAAGUGGGAGUUAAAUAAUAAGAACACAUGGACAGAAAGUGAAGAACAACAGACACUGGGGCCUACUUGAGGGAGGACAGUGGAAGGAGGGAGAGGUUCAGGGAAAAAAAAAACUAUCAGGUACUAUGCUUAGUACACAUGUGAUGAAAUAAUCUGUACACCAAACCCCCAAGUCACAAGUGUUCCUACAUAACAAACCUGCACAUGUACCCCUGAACAUAAAAUAAAAGUUGAAAUAUUAAAAAUAA
Molecule: messenger RNA, 1433 nt
Organism: Symphalangus syndactylus (siamang)
Lineage: Eukaryota; Metazoa; Chordata; Mammalia; Primates; Hylobatidae
Gene: GAPT
Product: GRB2 binding adaptor protein, transmembrane
Biological process (GO): B cell homeostasis; B cell proliferation involved in immune response; immunoglobulin production involved in immunoglobulin-mediated immune response
Cellular component (GO): membrane
Source: RefSeq, a predicted model, not a curated record